Polyodon spathula (Mississippi paddlefish) is the source of this 1776-nucleotide messenger RNA. RefSeq names its product kelch repeat-containing protein (gene krcp). NCBI's taxonomy places the organism in Eukaryota, Metazoa, Chordata, Actinopteri, Acipenseriformes, Polyodontidae. The transcript has 12 exons. Gene Ontology annotation, molecular function: protein binding. The record is from RefSeq and is a predicted model, not a curated record. The coding region runs from base 97 to 1752 and encodes 551 amino acids.
GGGAGAUGUCUGUUGCAAAGCGGAUCGGUGCAGCAGAGAGUUAAGCGCGCAUUUUGAGAAGCCAUCUGUUUUAUUCGCGUCCAGCCCAGCCGGUGCAUGGAGGGUUUCAGCAUACACGCCGUCUGCAGCGCCGAACAGGUUCCCUGCAAGCUGCGAUGUGAUGUGGAGGCGUUGCAGUUCACCGCUCCCUUGCCAGUCUCCCGGCCGGACGCUCUCGUGCUAUUUAGCCGUGGUGAUUGGCGCUGCUUCUCCGCGGACACGGUGAUCGACGUGCAGGUGACCGGGGGAGAGGGGGGGCCUCGGACUCUCGGGACCCUGACCCCAAAAAGCAAGUGCCUGUACUGGGAGCGUGGAGUGGGAGAGAACUGGGAAGACUGGGAGACUCUGAGGCUCCCAGUUCAAGGAAGGUUGCUGGGGAAGGGUCCGGUCCCGGGUUCGGAGGAUCCACAGACCACUCUCUGCAAGACUGAGAAAACGCCCAAGCUCUCUGCUCCCCAGCUCCAGCCCCCCCACCCCCUCGCCCCUGCUGUGAAGGAGUCUCACGGGAAGAGGAAACGAGGGCUGAGAGUGAAGGAGGAGGAGGAGGUGGGGGGGGGAGACGAGGAGAACGCUUGUCCCAACAGCCCCCCCUCCUCCAAACGCACCACCCCCCAGCGCAGAGUCAAACCCACGGCCCGCGGCAGCCAGACCCGGCUCUUCGAACCCGCGCAGGGGUCCGGGAAGAGCGGGGGUCCCCGAGCCUCCACUGCCCCCGCCGGCACAGGAGGCACUCCCUCCGGCCGGUGGGGCCAGGCCCUGUGCUCUAUCGGGGGGCAGACUGCCCUCCUGAUCGGGGGUCAAGGAUCCAGAAUGCAGUUCUGCAAGGACCCCAUGUGGAAGCUGCACACAGAGACCUGUUCCUGGGUCGCCGCGGAGACGAUCGCCGCCGCCGGCCCCACCCCCGAGUGCCGCAUCGGCCACACCGCGACCUUCGACCCAGAAACGGAGCGCAUCUACGUCUUCGGAGGCUCCGAGAACAAAAAGUGGUUCAACGAUGUCCACAUCCUGGAUACGAAGACGUGGCGCUGGUCCACAGUGGAGGCAAUGGGUAAGGUGCCGCCCCUGGCCUAUCACAGCACCUCCCUGUUCCGCGGGGAGCUCUUUGUGUUCGGGGGGGUGUUCCCAAUGCCCCACCCGGAGCCCGACGGCUGCAGCGACUCCCUGUACAUCUUUGACCCGCAGCACGAGAUCUGGUACCGGCCCAUUGUACUGGGAGAGGGACCGGCCGCGCGAUCGGGUCACUCUGCCUGUCUCAUUCAGAGGAAGCUGUAUGUUUUCGGAGGCUGGGACACUCCUGUCUGCUUCAAUGACAUGCAUACACUGGACCUGGGUCUGAUGGAGUUUUCCAGAGUGGAUGUCAGCGGAGCGCCCCCUUCGCCUCGGAGCUGGCACGCCUGCGCCGCUCUGUCCGACUCCAGCUUUGUGAUCCAGGGAGGGUACGACGGGAGCGUCGCCCUGAAGGAUUCCUUCAUCUUCAGCACCGUAACAAACAGCUGGACAGCCCUGCUCCACCCCAUUCUCUCAGCAUUGCCCAGAGCAGGGCAUUCCAUGGUUACCCUGACAACAGCAGCAGAGGAGGAGGAGGAGCGGUCCGAAGACUGGCGGCCGGAGCCACGCCCCCACACUCUACUGAUCUUCGGGGGCGGGGACAAUGAGGGCGGGUUCUACUCUGACACUAUGACGCUGAAGAUUGACGAGGUGCUCGACCAAUAGGCUGGAUGCAAAAAUAUAAAAUAU